UGAAAUUUUCUCUUUAAGGACGUCCGAUAAUGUCAAGCAGUAACAUGACCUUUGUGAAGGACUUUUUCAUUGUUGGUUUUCCUGGACUUCAUCCUAACUACUAUGCCCUUGUAUCUGCAGUUAUGUUCUUAGUUUAUGUGUGCACUUUAAUAGGGAAUGGAAUUUUUCUUCUUUUGUUUGCAACAAACAAAAGUCUCCAUAAACCCAUGUAUUUUAUUUAUAUAAGUCUUGUGUUGUCUGAUGUGUUGUUCAGCACAAGCACCUUACCAAAGAUCAUUGCUAGAUAUUGGUUCCAAGAUGGGACCAUUUCUUUUGCAGCUUGUUUUUUUCAGAUGUACUUAGUGCAUUAUUUUGCUACAGUCAAUUCAUACACAUUAGCCCUAAUGGCCAUAGAUAGAUAUAUAGCAGUUUGCUACCCUUUUCAUUACCAUACUAUUAUGUCAGAUAGAAAUAUAUUAAUUCUGUCCACAGCCGUCUGGGUUUUUGCUCAUCCUUGCAGUAUAAUGAUGGUUGUUCGGGCUUCCCCACUUCCUUACUGUGGAGCCAAUACCAUUGUACACUGCUAUUGUGAUCAUGUAUCUAUUACCCGACUUGCAUGCACUGACAGAGCUCUGUAUGGUUUUCCAGCUUUUGUUUAUGCCAUGGUAGUAUUGCUGGGAUCUCUUGCUAUUAUUGUGUUCUCCUAUUCCUGCAUUAUUUUAGCUGUGCUACAAAUAUCAAGUGCACAGGGGCGGCUAAAGGUUUUUUCCACAUGUAGUUCUCAACUCAUUAUAAUUGCGCUUUUCUUCUUACCCAGGUGUUUUAAUUACUUGUCUGCGAAUACAGGUAUCACAUUUAAUGCUGAUUUGCAAAUAGCCAUCAUUAUGCUGUAUAGCCUGCUACCUCCAAUGAUAAAUCCUUUACUCUAUAGUCUAAAAACAGAAGAAGUUAAGAGAAUCUUGAUAAGAAAUUUUAAAAACAAAAGUAUUCGGUCACCCAUCCAAAUGAUCAGAAUCAGGUGUCCUAAUCACUUGGCCUGGCCACAGGUGUAUAAAAUCAAGCACUUAGGCAUGCAGACUGUUUUUACAAACAUUUGUGAAAGAAUGGGCCGCUCUCAGGAGCUCAGUGAAUUCCAGCGUGGAACUGUCAUAGGAUGCCACCUGUGCAACAAAUCCAGUCGUGAAAUUUCCUCGCUCCUAAAUAUUCCACAGUCAACUGUCAGCUUUAUCAUAACAAAAUGGAAGAGUUUGGGAACAACAGCAACUCAGCCACGAAGUGGUAGGCCACGGAAACUGACGGAGAGGGGUCAGCGGAUGCUGAAGCGCAUAGUGCAAAGAGGUCGUCGACUUUCUUCACAGUCAAUUGCUACAGAGCUCCAAACUUCAUGUGACCUUCAGAUUAGCCCAAGUACAGUACGCAGAGAGCUUCAUGGAAUGGGUUUCCGUGGCCGAGCAGCUGCAUCCAAGCCACACAUCACCAAGUGCAAUGCAAAGCGUCGGAUGCAGUGGUGUAAAACACGCCGCCGCUGGACUCUAGAGCAGUGGAGACGCGUUCUCUGGAGUGAUGAAUCACGCUUUUCCAUCUGGCAAUCUGAUGGACGAGUCUGGGUUUGGAGGUUGCCAGGAGAACGGUACAUUUCGGACUGCAUUGUGCCGAGUGUGAAAUUUGGUGGAGGAGGAAUUAUGGUGUGGGGUUGUUUUUCAGGAGUACACACCAGACAGGUCAGGGAUAAAGUUGUGGAGAAGUUUAAAGCAGGGUUAGGUUAUAAAACAAUAUCCCAAGCCUUGAACAUCUCACGGAGCACUAUCCGAUUCAUCAUCCGAAAAUGGAAAGAGUAUGGCACAACUGCAAACCUACCAAGACGUGGCCGUCCACCUAAACUAACAGGCCGAGCAAGGAGAGCAUUAAUCAGAGAAGCAGCCAAGAGGCGCAUGGUAACUCUGGAGGAGCUGCAGAGAUCCACAGCUCAGGUGGGAGAAUCUGUCCACAGGAAAACUAUUAGGCAUGCACUCCAUAAGAAGUUCCAUGUGCAGUUUGCGACAAGCCAUGUGGGGGACACAGCAAACAUGUGGAAGAAGGUGUUCUGGUCAGAUGACAAUGCAAAACGCUAUGUGUGGCAGAAACCUAACACUGCACAUAACGCUGAACACACCAUCCCCACCGUGAAACAUGGUGGUGGCAGCAUCAUGUUAUGGGGAUGCUUUUCUUCAGCAGGGACAGGGAAGCUGGUCAGAGUUGAUGGGAAGAUGGAUGGAGCCAAAUACAGGGCAAUCUUAAAUGAAAACCUGUUAGAGUCUGCAAAAGACUUGAGGCUGGGGCGGAGGUUCACCUUCCAACAGGACAACGACCCUAAACAUACAGCCAGAGCUACAAUGGAAUGGUUUAGAUCAAAGCAUAUUCAUGUGUUAGAAUGGCCCAGUCAAAGUCCAGACCUAACUCCAAUUGAGAAUCUGUGGCAAAACUUGAAAAUUGCUGUUCACGGACGUUCUCCAUCAAAUCUGACUGAGCUGGAGGUAUUUCGCAAAGAAGAAUGGGCAAAAAUUUCACUCUCUAGAUGUGCAAAGCUGGUAGAGACAUACCCCAAAAGACUUGCAGCUGUAAUUGCAGCGAAAGGUGGUUCUACAAAGUAUUGAC
Messenger RNA from Pangasianodon hypophthalmus (striped catfish), 2613 nucleotides. RefSeq lists its product as uncharacterized. The transcript has 3 exons. Gene Ontology annotation, cellular component: membrane. The record is from RefSeq and is a predicted model, not a curated record. Gene Ontology annotation, biological process: DNA transposition; G protein-coupled receptor signaling pathway; DNA integration. Gene Ontology annotation, molecular function: G protein-coupled receptor activity; olfactory receptor activity; DNA binding. Lineage: Eukaryota; Metazoa; Chordata; Actinopteri; Siluriformes; Pangasiidae. The coding region runs from base 30 to 2612 and encodes 860 amino acids.